Molecule: messenger RNA, 798 nt
Organism: Saccostrea cuccullata (small rock oyster)
Lineage: Eukaryota; Metazoa; Mollusca; Bivalvia; Ostreida; Ostreidae
Product: disintegrin and metalloproteinase domain-containing protein 10-like
Exons: 5
Biological process (GO): membrane protein ectodomain proteolysis; Notch signaling pathway
Cellular component (GO): plasma membrane
Molecular function (GO): metalloendopeptidase activity
Source: RefSeq, a predicted model, not a curated record
UUUUGUUCUGGCUCCCUGUGUCUAAGAAUAAACAGUAGUUACACAUCAAGGUGGGAGCAAUGCUUCAUCAGAAAGACAGGAGAUCUCACAGCGGAGGACAGAGUGGAACUGUGUUAUUUGGCCUGUAGACAUAAUACUUCCUCUAAGUGCUAUGCAUCAAAUAACGAUCAACACCUUUUGGAGUCUAGAGAAUUCAAGGCUUUUAUAGAAGACGUCAACAGGUUGAAAAAUUCUACAGGGGGAGUGCGAAUGCCAGCAGGCGCAGUUUGUAAUGAUUACGAGGGUGUUUGUGACGUAUUCUCUCGAUGCCGAGGAAUGAGUGAUGAAGGACCCUUAAGGAGAUUGACAAACCUCUUGUUUAGUGAGGAAACAUUGGCUAACAUCAAAAACUGGAUAAUAGAACAUUGGUGGGCCACUUUUCUGAUAGGGAUUGGUGUGAUUAUAUUUAUGGGAAUCUUCAUAAAAGGAUUAUCCUAUGAUACUCCCAGUACCAAUCCCAACACAACGGUAUAUAGUCAGAACCUCCCACUGCGAGAGUCUGAGCACCAUCGACGCAGGAAGAGCUUUCCUGAAUUCCCUCCACCAUAUUCAACUCCAGAGGGCUCCCGACAUGGACACAGAAAAAGGCAGAAGUAAAGACGAAAAAAUUAGGAUAUGUGAACUUAAAAUAGAAGUUUAUUACACACUGUAUAAUCUAACCACUAACAUAUGUUACAUGUAACUGACCGAUUCUUGUGAUGAGAUUUGAAACAAUUUGUGUUGUAUAUUGGAUUUCUACUUGACUGCUUCUACUUUGAG